This is a messenger RNA of Cydia pomonella (codling moth), 1243 nucleotides long. RefSeq names its product poxin-like. The transcript is spliced from 5 exons. The record is from RefSeq and is a predicted model, not a curated record. Gene Ontology annotation, molecular function: nuclease activity. Lineage: Eukaryota; Metazoa; Arthropoda; Insecta; Lepidoptera; Tortricidae. Bases 248 to 967 code for a protein of 239 amino acids.
GGGACGAGACGUUGUUCGUAAAAAUUACAAAACGUGUUGUAAUCUUUAAUAUAUUGCAUCAGUGUACGUUAAUUUUAAUUUAUUUAUUUAUUACUUACUGUCAUGUAAAAACAGUAGCUUUAGUAGUAUUUUAUUUAUAUAACUGGUGAAAUAGCGCAUAGUUGCUAACUGCGUAGUGUUGUGUGAUAUUUUGAUUCCGAGCAAACACUUGUUCAUUUUUACGACGGAACAAAAAUUGAACGACAAGAUGGCGAAGCGCACAGUGCUGAACGAAGCUUACAAGGGUCUGGUGGAGUCCAUGUCUAUCCCAGUGGAGCUGCACGAGCGCGCUGGCCGCAAGUUUGCCAGCUUCGGCGGCGUUCUGCCCAUACACUGCGCCACUGAAGAACAGGUAUUGGAAUUAGCGAAGACGACCCACCACUACUGCGACGUGUUCACGAAUGAGGUGUUGGCGCCACUAGCGGAGCUGGCUUACGUACGGCUAGACGAGAAUACAGCUGAAAAGGUGUUUAUAAACAGAAGUAAGCGCAUCCUGCUGACCUCCAGCGACGGGCAGCUCGCCCAGUGGCGCUGCGCCCCCAGCUUCGAGUCCGCCAACCGGUACGUCGCGGGCACGCCCAUCGUCAACCAGGACGGCGCGCUGGUGUCCGUGGUCACCGCCAAGAGGGGCAACCACUAUGCCGUGUCUUCGUUUGAGGGCGAAGGCGGCUACUUCGACACUACCCUCCCCUGGAAGACCCUGGACUCCCCGGGCAUCAUCUACGGCGACCAGAGCUUCCCCUCCCGCGAGGCGCUGCGCGGCCACGUGGCCUUCCUCCCCCCCGCGCACAAGGCCCCGCCCUCCCCCCCCACUCCCGUGCUGCACCGGAGCGCGACCCCCCGCAUAGCGUUGGUUGCGGGGAACGGCCGACAGAUGGCGCAUAUUUAUUUGCAAGGAGUGCACGCUGACGGAAUUGAAUAUUUGUAAUAUCGGAAGAUUCAGUAGCAAAAUACGCAGACCAAGUGGCAGAACUAUGUAAACAUGAAACUGUUUUUGAUGAUGUUUUUUUUAUUAAAAUAAAACGUUAUAUUUCAAAGUCUAAGAUGUAACACACGAAUGCUUGGUCUCGCUUUCUAUUUACGUAAAAGCCAUUUUGUUGUUAACUUAUCGUGUGUAAUUUGUAUUUUAUUUUGUAUCUAUGACAUUGUUUACGAUAUUAUUGAUUUUAAAAUGGUUAAAUUAAAGCAAUAUUUACUUUUAAAA